ACACGGAAGCUCGGAACAUGUCAGUUCUGUUUCUGUUACUGAAUAAUAUUAUACUGUUAUAAUUACAGAGUUUAAUCAGUAAUAAACACGAGAUCCUGCACCAUGACAUCUAAAGGAGCCAAAGAAACUUUAGUAAAUAAACUCGGCUUUAAAAGCAGCAACUCCAAAUCAGUGGAAUCUGAACUAGAGAAGGUGAGGAAGGAAAAUGUGCAGCUGAAGAAGUCUCUGGAGGAAAUGUCAAAACGGAUAGGAAAACCUCCACCGGUUCGUCCUGAUUCUGAUAAGGCCAAACUCCUGGAGAGAAUUCUGUCGCUGGAGACGCUGCGGGAGAAGAACGCCCAGCAGCUCCUGACGAGCGAGCAGGAGAUCUCCACCCUGAGGCAGCAGCUCCGAGCGAAAGGUGGCGAGGCGGUGGCGUCGCUGCAGAACCAGCUGGAGCAGAAGAGACAUGAGGCCGAGCAGAGAGAGAAACUCUUCCAGAACCUCUCGUGGGAGAGCGAGGACCUGAAAAACAAGCUGGUUACCAUCACCGAGAGGUGUCAGGCACUGGAGAAACAGAACAGCACACAGGUUCCUGAUGGUGAGAUGGCAGCCGUCCAGGAGCAACUGCGUGAUGCUCUGGAGAAGAACCAGCGCUGGCUUGUUUAUGACGGGCAGAGAGAGGCCUACGUUCAGGGGCUGCUGGCAAGAACCGCCGAGCUCGAGCAGCAGCUAAACCAAACCCAGCAAGCACUGCAACAAGCGCACAAAGAAACCCAUUCAGAACAGGUGUGCUUGUCCCCCCCGAUCUCUGAACGUGUCCCUGCGUCCUGUACACCAGACCAGUCCUCCACCGGCACACAGCGGGAGCAGCAGGAGCAGCUCCAGGCGGCUCAGAGGAAGCUGGAGGAGGAGCAGAGGAGGUCACGUGGCCUCCAGGACGAGCUGGAUGAGCGUGUAAGGGAGGCGGUGAGAGCGCAGGAGGAGGCGCAGGAGGAGCGCAGGGUCGCCCGGGACGCUCUGGUUCAGGAGAGGAGGAUGAACGCGGAGCGAGCAGCUCGACUGCAGAGCGAGCUGGAGGCGGCCGACGCCCGUCUGGAGGAGGAGAGGAAGAGAGCGGCCGAGUUACUGCUGCAGGUGAACCUGCUGCAGAAAUCCUUACUGAGGCAGCACGAGGAUCAGAGCAGGAUCAGCGUUUUGGAGCAGCAGGUUCAGCUCUCGGUUAAAGACUCUGAGGACGAGCGGCUGGAGCGGCAGGGUCUGCAGCAGCAGCUCCACAAGGUGCUGAAGGAGCUACGCAAGGCUCGGGAUCAGAUCACGCGGCUGGAGGCGGCGAAGCAGCCCAGAGAGAGUCGCUUCUCUGAGCCGAGCUCGUAUAACAGGCUGGAUCUGGAUCAGAUGAGCAUCCGUGAGCACAUCCUGAACCACACAUCGUCACCGGUGAGGGGCUCCGGCACCCUGGACGAGAGUCUGCUGGAGUGUCCCAACUGCAGGACCUCGUACCCGACCAGCCAGCACAGAGAGCUCCUCGCUCACCUGGACUACUGCUUUAACUAGCUCCGCCCCGACACGGGAGGGGCCCCUGGGGGCCACAGGGAGGGGAGGGUCUCCGCAUAUUGAGUCAGAAUUAGAAUCUUAUUUUUAUAGUUUUAUUUUGAAUAGAAUUUUCAGUAUUUGUUGAUUAUUUUUAUUAUUAUUAUUGGUGAAAUUUCUGGUGUGUUGGAUUUGUUUUUAUUUUAUAAUAUUUUUAAAGGUUUUAUCGGCGUUUCAUUGAUGUGCAUAUUUAAAAAAAAAAAAAAAAAAGAUUUUUAAUUUAUGCUGGUUGUAGCAGGUUUAUUCUCUCGGGGUGGCAUUUUGAUUUAUACUCAUUUAUACUCAUUUAUACUCAUUUAUACUCAUUUAUACUCUACACACUCCGACAAUAAACCCCGAUCAUGUUUA
Messenger RNA from Trichomycterus rosablanca, 1920 nucleotides. It is a transcript of the gene cep55l, whose product is annotated as centrosomal protein 55 like. Gene Ontology annotation, biological process: mitotic cytokinesis; establishment of protein localization; regulation of phosphatidylinositol 3-kinase/protein kinase B signal transduction. The record is from RefSeq and is a predicted model, not a curated record. The coding region runs from base 103 to 1536 and encodes 477 amino acids. The transcript has 9 exons. Lineage: Eukaryota; Metazoa; Chordata; Actinopteri; Siluriformes; Trichomycteridae. Gene Ontology annotation, cellular component: midbody.